UGCAGCCACAUCACCAAGAGCAGCUAUAAUCCUCUGAAACCCGUGUGGUAGAAUUCUGAUUAGACGCGCCCAGGUACCAGGAGGAGGCAUCGAUUCCAUCCGGUUUACUAUAAUUCUUAGUCAUCGUACGCCUGAGAAAAAUGACGGUAGCUUCAGGGCGUGUGACUCAAGCUGUUGGGAAAUGCAAUGCAAGGUGUGCAGAGGAGAAACCUUCCCGGCGCGCGCCUCAUUCUCUCACUGACUCCUCGCCUGCUUCAAAAAAAUCGCCAGUCCCGCUCUCCUCCUCCUUUGCAGGCAGAUUAGCAGAUCUAGGCCCGCCUCCGCUCCUCCUCCCCAGCAGAAGUUGCUCUGGUGUCUGCGGCAGCCAUCUUUGUUGAUGUGUCAGCUUUCAGUUCCGCUUAGGAGCUGCUGCGGGAGCCAGAGGAGGGAAGAAUCCUCCCCUCACUCACGAUUAGCCAUGGGGGAGCAGCUACUGUUGCAACUGAUACUCUGGUUCUCAGCUCCCUAGCAAACUGGAUAGGACACUGCUGGCAUAUUCUCUCUCUCUCUGCUCAGAGAGACACACACACAAUGCAGUGAAGAAAUUAUUUGCCAACAGUUUCUCCUACAGUAUUACCAUCCUGUUUUCUCCCUAGCAACUUUGUGGAAAGAUGGACGAGCACGUACCAGGAGAGCAAACUACUCUAGAGCCACUCAACGUGUCAAAGACCAAUGAUGGGUCUUCCAGCUCAUUAACUUCUGAGGAAACUGGCAGAACCCUGGGAAUUCAGGAUGGUCUGCAUACUGAGGACCCUGGAGGUGAAAAGAGCAGUUUGAAUACCGAAAAUGAACCAUUGGCGUUGGAUACCAGUCCAGCUGCUACUGAUGCAAGGAGAAAUGGGGACAUAGUUGAAGCACAGCUUACACCAGACUUUAAUGGAGGUGGAGAUUGUUGUUCUAAAUCUUUAGAAAUACCAAGAGAAAGUUUUAAGAAAGCAGAUAGCUUACCUGGUGGGGACUGCGAACAAGAAAUUUCAAAAACUGGUGGCUCAGAUCAAUCCUUGACAGACCUAUUGCAUGAUCUAAAAGAGUAUGAACAUCUUAAAAGGUCUGAUGGAGUCUGCUCAGAAAGCCCUUAUGACACAGAUUGUACCAAGAACCUUAUCUCGACUAUACAGAAUGCUUCCUCUCAAGAAGCUUUGUUAGAGGAGAUAGAGUCUGAACUGUUAUCCACUGAGUUAUUGAAAGACCAUAAACUUCCAAAUGGGGCAUGCAAGAGUAAAGCUGCUUUGGCCAUAUUUGAGAAAUACAUGCAAGAUAAAUAUCUGCAACAAGAGCACACAAUAAAGAAAUUGAUCAAAGAAAACAAAAAGCACCAAGAAUUAAUUUUGGACAUUUGUUCAGAAAAGGACAACCUAAAAGAUGAAUUGAAAAAAAGAACAGAAACAGAAAGACAACAUCUCAGCAUUAUUAAGCAGCUGGAGGCCAGAAUAGAAGACCUUCAAAAAGAAGUUAAAGCUGCUAAAGAUAAACUUAUAUCCCAAGAUGCUUCUGCGAAAAAUGCUAUCCAACAGCUGCACAAAGAGAUGGCCUUUCGUACAGAUCAGGCAAACAAGAAAUGUGAAGAAGCCCGCCAAGAGAAGGAAGCCAUGGUAAUGAAGUAUGUUAGAGGAGAAAAGGAGUCCCUAGAUCUUCGAAAGGAAAAAGAAGGGCUUGAAAGAAAGUUGAGAGAUGCCAAUAAAGAAAUCGAAAAACUCACCAACAAAAUAAAGCAGCUUUCUCAGGAAAAAGCACGGUUGCACCAGCUCUUUGAACUCAAGGAAAGUGAAGCUGCCAGAAUGUCAAAAGAAACAGAGAAAUUAAAAGAAGAAAUCAACUCUCAUGUGAUCAAAGUUAAAUGGGCCCAAAACAAACUGAAGGCUGAAAUGGAUUUGCACAAGGAAACCAAAGAGCGACUUAAAGAGGCAACAGCCAAGUUGACUCAGGCAAAAGAGGAAACCGACCAGAUACGAAAGAACUGCCAAGAGAUGAUAAAAACAUAUCAAGAAUCUGAAGAAAUUAAAUCAAAUGAAUUGGAUGUAAAACUUCGACUUACAAAAGGAGAACUGGAAAAACAAUUACAAGAGAAGUCUGACCAUUUGGAGGUACAUCAUGCCAAAAUAAAAGAACUUGAAGAUGUGAAACGAACAUUUAAGGAGGGUAUGGAUGAGCUCCGGACGCUAAGGACAAAGGUCAAGUGCCUUGAGGAUGAACGACUGAGAACAGAAGAUGAAUUAUCAAAAUACAGAGAAAUUAUUAAUCGUCAAAAGGCUGAGAUUCAGAAUCUGCUGGACAGAGUAAAAAUUGUAGAUCAGCUGCAGGAACAGCAUCAGAGAGACGAACAAGAAAUUAACUCAUUGAAGGAAGAAGUGGAUAGCCUCAAUUCACUGAUUACUGACUUCCAGAAGGACAUUGAUGGCAGCCGGAAAAGAGAGUCUGAGCUUUUGGUUUUCACUGAAAAACUGACCAGUAUAAAUGCCCAACUACAGUCGGAAACAAAUUCCUUACAAAUGCAGCUUGAUCAGCUCACCUACUCGGAGAGAGAGGCACAGAGUCAGCUGGAACUUGUGAGACAAGCAAGAGAUGAGCUGGCCAGUAAAUUGCAGAAGGAGGAGGAGCUUCACAGAAACAAUGUUCAGAUGCAGCAGACGGAAUUGGCAUCACAACAGAAAGCAUUAGCCAACCUGAACAUCCAAGUGGACGAAUUGAAAGAUGAGCUGGUGACUCAGAAGCGAAAACAGGCAGCAAAUCUUAAAGACCUCACUAAACAACUUCAGCAAGCGCGAAGAAAAUUGGAUCAGCUUGAAAAUGGCAACUAUGAUAAAGAAGUCAGCAGUAUGGGGAGUCGAUCUAGCUCAUCAGGCUCUCUUAAUGCUCGAAGCAGCAAUGAAGAUCGGUCACCAGAAAACAGUGGCUCUUCUGUAGCAGUAGAUCACUUUCCAGAAGUGGACAAGACCAUAUUGAUUGAAAGAAUUGUAAGGUUGCAGAAAGCUCAUGCUCGGAAAAAUGAAAAGAUGGAGUUCAUGGAGGAUCAUAUCAAACAGCUAGUGGAAGAAAUCAGGAAAAAAACCAAAAUAAUUCAGAGUUACAUUUUGAGAGAAGAAGCUGGCACACUCUCCUCUGAAGCCUCGGACUUCAACAAAGUGCAUUUAAGUAGGCGUGGUGGGAUCAUGGCCUCUCUCUACACAUCUCAUCCAGCAGACAGUGGCCUCACAUUGGAACUCUCUCUGGAGAUAAACAGGAAACUUCAGGCAGUGCUGGAGGAUACUUUAUUGAAGAAUAUUACCCUGAAGGAAAAUCUGCAAACACUAGGAACAGAAAUAGAACGGCUAAUUAAGCAGCAGCAUGAACUGGAACAGAGGUUGAAGCAAACAUAGCUGAGAGCACGAUCAAGGAGGCAGAACAGGCAGGUGCUCCAGACCCUGUUUGGUAUACAGGCUGGAUGUCCGCCAGUGUCCUUCGUCGAUCCCGUGAAGCUUUAAAAGUGCAAACUGACAUAUGCUUGUGAGCAAGGUUUCCAAGACCUUGAUUACAGCGUCUGCCUUGCCUGAAGAGAUGGAGACACGGGUGAACUUUUCUGAAAACUAUUUUUGUCAAUAUCACUCUUCACUGAAGCUAAAUAUCAGCCCACCUUAUUCUUAGAGAUAAAGCCCAACAUCUCUGCUUUGUGCAAUUGUAAAAUAACUUGUUUCAUGGAGAAGUUUCAAAAGAGAGACUGGUGGGCAAGAGUUGUGUUGUAGCUGUUGCUGUUUUGCUGCAGGCUGUAGCUGGCUGUUAGACAUCUUGGCUAGCGGAACACACCAAUGAUGAGGGGAUGCUGGGAUACUGUCUGUGCACAAUUCCCCCAGCCCCUCUACACAUGCAAACAUACCUGUGGGUGAAAUGGUCCUGUACUCCAGAACCACUCUGGAAGAGAGGAAACAUGCCACUGACCCUCAGCGAUGUGUUUCCUCUCUUCCAGAGCGCAAGCAGAGCAGAGACUUUUCACUCCUUGCUCAACAGCCUACAUGAACAGGGAUUAGGGGAGUUGCCCCAAUCACAUCCCUGCAGUCCCUCAUUAGGUGUGCCCUUCAUUAAGAUGUCAGCCACUGAAUUUACCACCUCUAGGGCAAAUAGUUCUACUUUUUUCUCUCCUUGCAUGCCCAGUUAAAUGCAAAGCUUCUUGGCUCAUUAAGCACAGAUCCUGGUAGUCUCUGCUGUGGUUUAAGCAAUCCUAACAAGCUAGGAUAUCAAACCAUGGUCUCGGGAAUCGGUGUUUAACAAGCCAAGAAGCUUUGCAUUUAGCAAGGCUUAUGAGAAGAGGAGGAAAGAGGCUUGUUGGUUUUUUUCACAGUUCACAGAAUGUGACUUGGAGCUUCUCAACUGGGCAGCACUUUGGGGUUUAUUAACCAACUUAAACCAACUUUUAUUUAUAACGUGUGGGAAACGGGCUUCUUAGUACACUGUUUCUUUACAUAUACAAUUUAAGGACCUGGUAUUGCAUAUUUUACCAGUUGGAGAAGAGAGAAGUUAGAAGAAAAAGGAAUCUCUUUUGACUUGUCAGAUAUAAAUUGAAUUUUUUUUUUUUAAAGCAAAACGAAAAACUUCUACUGCAGUUAAUGGGCACAGGCUUGUAGCAGUGGAGAUCUCUAAUAAAAUAUGUAGCUGAGCGACCUAAUAAUAAUGUUGAAUCCUAGGAACGGGCUUUGGAAAUGGAAAUGGAAAUAAUGAUUAAAAGGAAUCAUUGUGGCACAAAUAUAGGAGAUAAUUUCUCGUAAAUUAUUGCAUAUCGAUACAAGUAGAUACUUGUAAAAGGCAGAAGAAGAAAAAGGGUCAUUUAUCUUGGCACUUAGGUUCUGGACACAAUUUUCACAAGGUACACCACAGUGGUAAUCUGAUAUCAUAAAUGACUCCUAUCGUGAUCUACACAGAAUGGACAGAAAAGCCCUCUGCAGCCACCUGCUACAGCUGUGGAUAGUUUUCAUCUGUUUUACUGUUGGCUGCCAGGAGAGGGUAAUAAGACAGCAACAUCUGUGCCUGAAAUGUUCACACAAAUUCCCAAAAUACAAAUUCCUGUACACUAGAAAUAAUUAAGCAUGUUCGCACCCGCACUGGUAGACAGAACAUGGUUAGUAAAACUAAGAGAGGUCUUUUCAGGCUGUAAGCAUGUUGGAAAAAGAGCAAGGAAAGAUAAAGGGAUGUGAACUUAGUCUCUGCUGGAAGGUGAAAGGAGGCUCUGGUUUCCCACACUUAAAGCUUGAAGUGAUAAUGGUGUUGCUUCAUGGUUCUUUUUCGGAGCAGUGCAUGUUCAGGUUUGUACUUGCUCUGGAAUGAAGAGGAAGGCUGGGCAAACUCUUACCCUUUCACGCCUCGUUCCCCUCCCUUGUCAGGAAGUCAGAAUAAUGCAUUCACAUUAAUCACUAACAAAAAUAUCAAGGGUUUUUUGUUUUGUUUUGCUUUUUUACAAGCUAGAAGCAGUCUGCAGCAAAAGAUCUCAUUGCAUGUGUGGCUAUUUUAAAACCUAGACUAAUCAAAACUCUGACACAUGCCUUCAGCCUUUCAGUUCUUAUCAACUCUUCACCUUACUUCGUCACCCUCAAACCCCUGGUAUAAGGAAGGAGCCUGUAGAAGAGGAUGGCAACCUCUGAUCUGAGCCCUAAUGUUCUUUUCCAUUGUUUACUCAAAAGUAUAAAACUCUGCUCAAAUAUUUUUCAUAGUUGCCUCAGAUGGCUCCAUUCGUCAUCUUAAGAGUAUAUAUAUAUAUUCAGACCCACUGUGAGAAGACUGCUUUUUUGGAAACUAAAAUUCAUUGUGUAAAUAUGUAUAUAAUGCUAGAGUUUGUAUUUUUUUAAAAGCCAUGCAUUUCAUAUUUUUCUGAAAGCAUGAUACAUGUGUACAGUAGCAAAACACUUCUGCCUUCCAAUUAAUUAUGUCAAAUCAUAUACUUAAGGAGAUGGGGGACUGUCCUCCUAUAAUGAACUUCAAAAGUUUUCAGUUUUGCUUCAUCGUGUAUCAUUUAGGUUGCAAGUAGCUGAAACUGUCAAAGUGUGCAUCUUUUGAUUCAUGGAAACAGUCCUAUUUUAAUCACAAAAUAUUAAUUUUGAGAAUUGGGACUUCAGAGAUUAUAGCACAUCAGUAUUUACAAAAACAGGGCUUCUUCAUUUGUAUGGCAGGAUUGUAUUUAUUUUCAGAAUGGUGUAAUAUUAAGCACCACAAAUGUAGGUCUUGUUUGAAAAGUGAUAUUUGUAAUUGUGCACCUCCAGGCCUGUCUGACACACUCUCUCUCUCUCUCUCUCUCUCUCUCUCUCACACACACACACACCAUGUGGAUGUUUGGAGAAAGAAUCUUCCUUUCAUCUGUAUUAAUUGAUACUACAUGAGUAAAAAUUUGCAUUUCUGACUGAGACUAGGAAGAAGAAAAGAGUUACUGAAUGGAAGUGAUAUGGUUAAAGCCAUGUUAUUUGAGAAGCCUUUAAAUAUGCCUUACCUCUUAUUCCCAUCUUAAUAAAGGCUGAUAUGCAUACAUGCACGCUUGCUUGCUUGUGCAUCUGCCAGUGAGCUAUUUGUGUGAAAGAGUUGACAUGUGCAGCACUGCCAAACCAGUCCACCUGUUUGAAGUGGCAGGCAUAACUGCCUCCUUCUUGCAGUGCCCCUUGACAUGCAGAGCUAAGCCUUUACAUGAUCAAACUGAAGGUGGCCACUGUGUGUUCCAGGUUUGGCAAUCUCAGACCUGAGGGAAGAAUCCCAAGUGUGGAGAGAGCAUGUGUUUGUGCUCCUGACCUCUUAAUGUGCUACAGGGUUCCCCUUGUCUCUUCCCUGGUGCUUGUCAAUCAAUCUUAGAAAUUUGGAGAAGAACUCUGAGAGCAUUCUGAUAGAACAUAGAAUUCUGAGAGGUCCUUUCCCUGACAUUCGUCUUUGUGAGGAGCGGUGGCGUAGCAAGUUUGGAGGCAGCCGUUGGGCAAGAUUAUGAGGAUGCGCCCGUCCACUUGCCUUUGCCAUGCUCUCUGAAGCCAAGUCAAAGAGCCUCUGAGUCAAGAGCAUUUCUGCAGCUGUCAUGACCCAGCUCAGUGAUGCAGGGCUGACUCGAUGUGAUGAGAACAGGCUUCCUUAAAGGGGACACCUCUUCUCGCUGAGAUGGGGCAGCUUGGCCAUAUUAUCAGUGAUGUGAGGAGGGGGAGGCGGUGUGCACUUGCACCCCCACUAUAGUCCCUAUAGUGACUAUGCUCUGGUUAGGAAUGUCUUCCAGUACAGAAAGCAGAAGUGUGAACAAGUACAGAAAUACAGCAUGUCCUCCAUAGCUUCUAAAGAAGCACCUAAUGUUAGUUGUCUAUGUUCAUGUGAAGGCAGCCUUUGGAAUGUAGCACCUGUCUGUGUGCACAUGUGUCAUUCUUGUAUGCUGAUCUCUCAGUCCAGGCUCCAAAAAUGCAGAACAUUUUAAUGUUUCCAGUGCUCUAUUCUGGCAACGAGUUUUACUUUGUUUAAUCACAGAAAAAUAUAGGUAGCAAUAGUAUGACCUGGUAACUUGUUUAUAUGGCUUUUCCAGUGCAGAUUGUAAAUGAAGAAAAGCACUGUUGAGAUGGAAAAAGUGCAAUUGCGCUGUGCUUUUAAAAAAUGUUGGUAGCAGCUUUAAUCUUGCAUCUCUUAAUCAGAAGAUUCCUUCUGUGCUGCUGUUUUUCUAUUUUAUAUAAUAGUUUGGAGAAAUGGCUUUUCUGUCUAUCAAGGUAUUUUCUGAUGGAAAUGUUGCAGUAUUUAUUAAUAUCAGCCCUGUGCUUUAAGAUUGCUCUGAAGGGUGAGUCAUUAGAAAGUCAUUGAGCUUGAUCCUAUGUUUUGCUAUUUUUCAAACAUCCAAUCUCUGUGUUCUGAGUGUUCAACUAGACAAGAUGACAUAAACUCCAUAAAUGGAUCUCCUACCUUAUGGGGGCUUUAAAUGGCAAAUGCAUGGGGGAGGAGAAGGAUUCACAUGAGGACUACAGUGCUGGGUGAGGUGGAGUUAACCCUUCCCUCCGUGCCAUUUUUCUGGAUUCCAAUGGAGAUAACAGCAUAGGGGUGAAAAAGUUAGCACUCCACACGCAGUGCUGCAGCCCCAAUCCCUUCCUCCCCCCCCCCCCCCGCCCCACGCACACUGUGAUUGUGUUUGCCAUUUAAACAACCACCACCACUGCCUUUGGAAGAGCCAUUUGCAGAUCUCCUACAGUUUCAUCUGGUUUGGCCCCAAGAAAAGUAUUCCUUUAGGCCCAACUGUAUUGCUGGGGUUGAAUCGAGCCCUCCUGAAAUAUAUGCACUACAAAAUUAAUUUGUGCAUCUCAAAGCAACAUUGAUUCCAUUCUUUCAAUGACGACAGAGAGAUCACUAUUAAUAUUACUGAGAUUAGCAACUGUCAAAAAUAAUAGUAUUAUGUAUGUAACAAGACCCAUUUGUGUUAUUAGCAUGAAUAGUGGUUGCAGUUGCAUGGCAGAGCAUUUCCAUGGCCAAAAUUAUGUACAAAACCGUACUUUACAUUAUUAUUAGAUGAUGAAAGUACAUUAUUGGAUGAAAAGAGAUGGUUCUUCGGCUUUGCAUCAGACCUGAAAUGUUCCAUGGUUCUUCCACGAAGGUCAUCAAAGAGCCUUUGUAGUGAUACCCUGCCUCUUGUUUCUUCUUCUGCCCUUAAGUAGCAUAUUUGUAAGAAAAUGGAUAGUCUUCACUUGUGUCAUAGUUUUUUUCCUAUAUCAAAAACAGAUGUCUCAAAACUUAUGUUGGGGCUAUAGGAAAAUGAAUUGCAAGGCGGAUGACUGUGCUUCACUUUGCACACAGGCCUGGACCUGCAAGCAGUUUAGGAAAAACAGGAAGAAAACUAUCUUUACGUAGCUUGCUCUUUUCCCUGCUUGUUCAGCUUCACAGUUCUUGUUGAACUUCUUGUUUUGCAGGGCCUUUCUCCUGAAUUUAUUUCCAGGUUUUACUGUAGCAUGCAUGGUGUUCUGCAGAAACUGUGCAUGCCAAUAUUCGUGUGUGUGUGUGUGUGUGUGUGUGUAUUUAAUGUCAAAAUUCUCCACCAAGAAAAUCCAAGUCCUGUGACGAGAACAACUAAAUUCUGCAAUCUAUACUAUGCAAGAGAAACUUUGCAUACUUUGUUCUGCUUCUGUUAGUCAUGGAGACGGGGGAAGAGUUAUAUAGGACCCUGAAAUCACAUCACACUGAUCAGUGGGAAUCUUAUUAGCUGUUACUUCCAUCUUCCAAAAGGACAUCAGGCAUUGCCCAUACACUUCCAAACCUAUUAUUUAGCCAUAAUUACUAGAAAUAGUUUGAAUGAAAGCUGAGCUUUCUCAGUCCUGCACCUGGUACUACCACCUUCUAGUUUUACCUUAUUUGCACUGAGUACAUGCAGCUUUGUCAAUAUUCUAUUGAUUUGCUACUAUUAUUCUGUUAAUGGAUUCUCUAGAUAAACAUAUAGAGCUAAUAUCUAUACUACUUUACCAUGUGGUAGAAGGAGAAAAUGGCUAAACCGUGUGUGUGUACACACAGUUGAAAGGAAGCAAACAUGGCUAAUGCUAGUUCCUUGCCAUCAGAAAUAUUUGGAUCCGUAUACUGGGCCACCUUUGUUGAAUUCCGCCUGGUUAGUGAAAGACCCUCAGAGGACUGCCUGCAUCAGAGUCUCCCAAAGAGAGAAAACUGCUGGCUUUAGGCUGUUGCUCUUGUAAGUGGGGGAGAAUUUCAAUCAGGCAGUGUGGGUAGGCCUAGUCUGAUUCAGUGUUACAGUCCCUUUGAAAAUGUGCUCCAAAUAAAUUGCAAUAGACUCUACUGAAGAAUACUACACUUUCAAAACCCAUCCUGGAACUAUUCAUUGAGUCCUUUAGGUCAGCAUAACCUGGUGCUAAACAAAUUAUCAGAACUACUAACCUUACAGCAGAGAGUGCCAUUGAGCCUCUGAGGCAGGGAGUUAAAAAUGGACAUGAAUGUAGCUGAAGCUCUAUAAAUAAUGGACUCUCUUCAGUUGAAGACAGAAACAAAAAGCAACCGAGGAAGGCUUUUUUCCCCAGCCUGCUUUUCAAAAUUCCACUUUAUUCUGUUUAAUGUGAAAUAAGAAAUCCUGAUCAUCUAUUGAAGUUAACUGGCAACGGAUUACCAGACAUAGGUCAGCCUGACAACCAGUCCUAGUAGCUGAUACUUAUUUUUAAAUGGCACCUUUAUCCACAGACGUUUGUUCAAAAUAUCUUGUAUGAAGAUCCAGUAUAAGUUAUUUAAGAAAUUGAUUUUUUAAAAUCUGUUGGACAACCUGUAUUUCAUAGAAUAUCAGCAAUUCCUUUUGUCUCGCCUACACGUUCAUUAGUGCUGUCAGAGGUAAUUUUGUACAUGUCUAGAAAGAUGGCUGCAGUCCUCUGGGUGGAAAGAGGAAAGGUUAGCAAACCAAAAGACACUGGCUGAUCUCCAGAUAAUGUGGGUAAAGAGAUAUGAAGGGAACACUCUGGAAGUCCUUGGACAACUCCAGUCUUCCUGUGAGUGGUGUUGCACCAGAGCCAUUAGAUUUCUGAGCACUUCCCACACUGUUAGUGAUCUGUUUCUGAUCUUACAGAGCACUAGCAGGGUGUGAGUAGCACUCCAAACUCUAAUGGCACACAACUGUGUGCACAGGGGGACUGAGGGAGUUGGGUGAGGGCUACCGGUGUGUUCCCACAGCCCCUCCUUAUGCACACAUUUCAUUAGGACGUCAGCCACUGACUUAGGUAUGCAUGUAGAGCCAUUGCCCAUGGCAUUUCACAGAACGUAUAAAUUAGGGCUUAUUCACAUGUGUGCACACACUACUUGAUUUUUCAUCAUUUGGCUAUAUUGGAUGACUGUCCAAAUGUGUGAAUUGACUACACUGGAAAUGUAAUUGAUGGAUAUUAUGUGAUAGAUUUGCCUUUUAUGUUAAAUUUGUGGUGGCUUGACAUGUGCAAGUCCUUGCUUGCUUGAUGAUGUCAUAGAGGUAGGUAGCUCCUCUUCAGUUACCAGCCCAUCACUGUCCAUGAUGCCUGAUGCUCCUUAGCAAAGUGUAGAAGAGCCAGUGGUGGGGAAGAGAGAGAGGGAAAUGUGAGAACAAGAUCUUAAGAAGAUUUUUGUUGUUAUCUGUAAGGUGACUGUUUUCCUUAAUACUAUGAUAUUGACUUCCUCCAAAAAUUGCUUUGCUCUCACUAAUGAUUUUUGCUCUCAACUGAUUUCUUCAAAUUAAAAAAUUGCCAAUAAUACAGACUAUUGCUUAUGAUGAGCACCAGAGCCUACUAUUUGCUAAGUCAGCAGACGUGUAUUCUGUUUUAAAAAUGCAUCUGUUCCAGAUAAACUGUUCCUGAAACAGAGGUGGGUGAGAUUGUUCUUUUUUACUCCAUUUCAUCAUUUAGAAAUUACACAAGCCCCUGUGAGUGUUCUGCUGUACCUUGCUCAUAAUUGUUUAAAUGUACAGUGGUUCAAUAGUUCAUAAGUAACAGUAGGUGGUGCUAGAAAGCCCUUUUCAUGUCUUCUAGGAAAGACAAAAAUGGGUUUUUAAUUUAAUUUAAUUUAAUUUUUAGCCAUAUCUGUGUGGAUCUUUCAAUUCAUUAUAAGUGAUAAUCUUCAUAAUCAUGUUAUUUAUCUGUUUUAUAUGCUGAUGGCGAAACUGUCUAUCUUCCACUGUAUGUAUGUGUGUUAAAACAAAAAACAUAUAAAACAAUGGUUUGAGUUGAUUAUAUUCUGUAGAUAUUUCUGUAUAAAGGAAGUUUUUUCUUUGUUUCUCCCAAGACAUGGCUAUAUAUUAUGUAUAUACUGGAUUUUGAAAUAAUAAACAACAUGAACCAUG
Hemicordylus capensis (graceful crag lizard) is the source of this 11782-nucleotide messenger RNA. It is a transcript of the gene CCDC186, whose product is annotated as coiled-coil domain containing 186. Gene Ontology annotation, cellular component: trans-Golgi network. Bases 651 to 3395 code for a protein of 914 amino acids. The record is from RefSeq and is a predicted model, not a curated record. Gene Ontology annotation, molecular function: small GTPase binding. Gene Ontology annotation, biological process: vesicle cytoskeletal trafficking. Lineage: Eukaryota; Metazoa; Chordata; Lepidosauria; Squamata; Cordylidae. The transcript has 17 exons.